Molecule: messenger RNA, 1944 nt
Organism: Calidris pugnax (ruff)
Lineage: Eukaryota; Metazoa; Chordata; Aves; Charadriiformes; Scolopacidae
Product: band 4.1-like protein 2
Exons: 9
Biological process (GO): cortical actin cytoskeleton organization
Cellular component (GO): plasma membrane; cytoskeleton
Molecular function (GO): structural molecule activity; actin binding
Source: RefSeq, a predicted model, not a curated record
AGCCUAGAAGAGGAGAUAACGUCCAUUCUCUUUAGCCAGGCGGGCUUCUGCGCCGCCGCCCCGCGGCCGGCAGGGGGCGCUGCGGGGGAAGAGGCCGCCGCCCGGGCCGCGCCGCCGCCCCCCCAGAGCCUAGAAGAGGAGAUAACGUCCAUUCUCUUUAGCCAGGCGGGCUUCUGCGCCGCCGCCCCGCGGCCGGCAGGGGGCGCUGCGGGGGAAGAGGCCGCCGCCCGGGCCGCGCCACCGCCCCCCCAGAGUUCACAUGAGACUCUGGCCAUAGUGGAGGAGAAGAAGCAGGCAGAGGUUGGGAUAGAAGAAACACUAGUCGUAGAGGAGACCACCAAAGGGAAAAUGCAAGUUGCCACUGGGGAGACAUGUAAGGUGGAGCAUCUCUCAAAAAAGGACUCUUCAUCGUUGCCAUCAGAUAGUAGCAGCAGCAGCAGCAGUAGUAGUGAGAGUGAGGAUGAAGAGGUGGGAGAAUACCAGCCACAUCCUAGGGCGAUUGAGGAGGUCAUCAGGGAAGAACAGGAGGAAGAGGAAGACGUGAAAAGGCAAGAACAUGAAGAAAAACUACAGCACGUGGAAGCCACGGCAGAAGGCGGUAAAUUAAACGUGUCGGUGGAGCACACGCAAGUUACAGCUGAAGAUCUGGUCCAGGAAAAUGCAGUGACCAUAGCUACAGAAGACAAGAAUUUGUCAGAGGAAGUUAAGCAAGAUUUAGGUGAAGAGAAAGAGGAAGAGCAGCUCAAACUCAAUGGAGAUGUGUCUCAUGUUGACAUUGAUGUUGCGCCACAAAUAAUUUGUUGUUCUGAGAGCCUAGAAGAGGAGAUAACGUCCAUUCUCUUUAGCCAGGCGGGCUUCUGCGCCGCCGCCCCGCGGCCGGCAGGGGGCGCUGCGGGGGAAGAGGCCGCCGCCCGGGCCGCGCCACCGCCCCCCCAGAGACAUGCUUCCAGAGCAGAAGGGCCUUGUACUGGAGUCAGCGAUGCUGAUAAGAGUUCACAUGAGACUCUGGCCAUAGUGGAGGAGAAGAAGCAGGCAGAGGUUGGGAUAGAAGAAACACUAGUCGUAGAGGAGACCACCAAAGGGAAAAUGCAAGUUGCCACUGGGGAGACAUGUAAGGUGGAGCAUCUCUCAAAAAAGGACUCUUCAUCGUUGCCAUCAGAUAGUAGCAGCAGCAGCAGCAGUAGUAGUGAGAGUGAGGAUGAAGAGGUGGGAGAAUACCAGCCACAUCCUAGGGCGAUUGAGGAGGUCAUCAGGGAAGAACAGGAGGAAGAGGAAGACGUGAAAAGGCAAGAACAUGAAGAAAAACUACAGCACGUGGAAGCCACGGCAGAAGGCGGUAAAUUAAACGUGUCGGUGGAGCACACGCAAGUUACAGCUGAAGAUCUGGUCCAGGAAAAUGCAGUGACCAUAGCUACAGAAGACAAGAAUUUGUCAGAGGAAGUUAAGCAAGAUUUAGGUGAAGAGAAAGAGGAAGAGCAGCUCAAACUCAAUGGAGAUGUGUCUCAUGUUGACAUUGAUGUUGCGCCACAAAUAAUUUGUUGUUCUGAGCCUCCAGUAGUGAAGACAGAGAUGGUGACCAUUUCAGAUGCCACACAGAGAACUGAAAUCUCCACUAAAGAAGUUCCAAUUGUUCAAACAGAAACUAAAACCAUCACAUACGAAUCUCCACAGUUUGAUGGCAGUGCUGGUGGCAACACCGGUGUGCUGCUGAGCGCGCAGACAAUUACAUCAGAGUCCAUUUCUACUACCACAACUACACACAUCACAAAGAUGGUAAAAGGUGGGGUAUCAGAAACAAGAAUUGAGAAGCGCAUCGUCAUCACUGGAGAUGCAGAUAUUGACCAUGACGAGGUGAGCACGUGAGCUGUCAACACGUACAAUGUCCUGUGAGAUGGUAUUUCAGAAACCUGGAAUGAGAGAAAGGUGGAGAAGUUGAAUAAGAGG